UUCAAAUUUACCACAGUUGAUUGGAACCACACAAACAACAGAAACGUUAAAUUGGAAGAACGGUCGAGUGUUUCCUGUAUUUCGAAAGUUGAAAAAUCAAAGAAAAAUAUUAAAUUAAUCACAAUUUGUUUCAACGGAUCAACGAAAAUGGCUUCAGAUCCUGUACUGCUGCGACAUCUGAAAGGGCACCGUGGUAAGGUAACGGGAAUUUCUUUCAAUCCGGAUGGAACUAGGUUUGUGACGAGUUCCAGCGACAGCACAGCCAUCGUUUGGAACGUCAAUGAACAGGUGCGAUGUAUGCGCUUCGAAGCUCACUCGGAUAUCGUCAACGACAUCUGUUGGUCCCCGGAUGGAAGAAUUGUGGCAUCUGCUUCCAAGGAUCGGACCGUGAAGAUCUGGAUACCCUCAUUGGUGGGCAACUGCGACGAUUUUCGAGCGCACACGUCCAACAUACGAUCGGUGCAUUUCAAUUCAAAUGGGAAAAAGUUGGUCACGGCUUCCGAUGACAAAUCAGUUAAACUCUGGAGAAUUUCAAGGAAGCACUUUGUAUCUUCUUUCACCGGACACACCAAUUGGGUUCGUUGUGCCCGGUUUUCUCCAGACGACAAACUGAUCGCUUCCUGUGGCGACGACAAAGCACUGAAACUGUUUGAUCCCAACUCUGGCAGCUGUGUGCAUACGUUCGUGGAUCAGAAAGGAGCCGGAAAUAAGGUGGCAUGGCACCCGGAUGGAUCGCUUGUUGCCAUUGGUUUGGAUAAUGCCCGCGUUAAGAUUUAUGAUAUUAGGAUUCGGAAGCUAAUUCAAUAUUAUAGAAUUUUUGACGAUCCUAUUAACUCAUUGGACUUCCAUGCUUCUGGUCAUUAUCUGAUAACGGGAAGCGAAGCGGUUAAGAUAAUCGAUUUGCUUGAGGGACGUCACAUCUAUACCCUGACAGGACACACGGGUCCGGUGCAGGCGGUCAAAUUUUCCAAUGAUGGACAACUUUUUACCACGGCUUGCACUCAGAUUAUGCUAUGGAAAGCUAACUUCGCAGCACAAUCAGAGAGCUCCAUAUUGACCGAAUCUAAUAGUAGUGAGAUUCUGCAACUUCAGCAACGAAAUAGUCAGCAAAAGCCGACGAAUGAUUCCACAUUCUGCAAAAAGCUAAGCUACGAAACGGGAGCUCCGACUACCGAUGAGGACGAAGAAGUUCUGGGUCGAUUCACGAACAAGGAAAACAACCACAUCAAAGACACCAGCAUAGUCGUAGACGCACGGCAAACGGAAAACUUCCACCUUACAGAUGCCGUAGAGGAAAUAGUCAUAAGACUUCGCAAAAAUCAAGUUCCCACUCGACGCCUAUCGGAGAGUAAUCUUACGCAUGGAUAUCACAAUCGAAAUGUCACCGAUGAAAAUGGAUUUGGAAAUAAUGAACAUAAUUUCAUGUGUCUGUUGAAGAAAGUCCAAAGUUCGCUGACCAAGCUCGAAAGACGGGUCUCAAUGCUCGAAGAUGUUGUGCUUAAUCGGAAUUGAAUGCGAAGAUGGAAGACUUGAAAACGGUGGCUUUCUUUUAAGUUUACUUGAUCAAUUCUAUAUCCAUAAUGUGAUAGUUUUAGAUUGUAUAAAAAUUCAGAACCUUUUAUUUCUAUUUGCUCGCAUUUUCACUUAACAAUACUCGCACAGUAUAUAAUCUCCAUUGUCGAAUGAUGUUUGGCAUUGUGGAUGUUUUUUUUUUUCAAAUGACUUCCAAAUGAAAAAGUUUAAUGGGAACCACAUCUACAUGGCUAAACAAAUGUACAUACUGCAAAUACUUUCUGAUCAAAAAAUAUAUUUUAAUAGAAGCUACAAUAAAACAAAAAGGAUAACA
Messenger RNA from Uranotaenia lowii, 1846 nucleotides. It is a transcript of the gene Poc1, whose product is annotated as POC1 centriolar protein homolog. Lineage: Eukaryota; Metazoa; Arthropoda; Insecta; Diptera; Culicidae. The transcript has 4 exons. Bases 148 to 1512 code for a protein of 454 amino acids. Gene Ontology annotation, biological process: cilium assembly. Gene Ontology annotation, molecular function: protein binding. Gene Ontology annotation, cellular component: ciliary basal body; centriole. The record is from RefSeq and is a predicted model, not a curated record.